Galleria mellonella (greater wax moth) is the source of this 1629-nucleotide messenger RNA. RefSeq names its product 2-(3-amino-3-carboxypropyl)histidine synthase subunit 2 (gene Dph2). The transcript is spliced from 6 exons. The coding region runs from base 142 to 1539 and encodes 465 amino acids. Gene Ontology annotation, biological process: protein histidyl modification to diphthamide. Gene Ontology annotation, molecular function: 2-(3-amino-3-carboxypropyl)histidine synthase activity. The record is from RefSeq and is a predicted model, not a curated record. Lineage: Eukaryota; Metazoa; Arthropoda; Insecta; Lepidoptera; Pyralidae.
AAAAAAACUUAUAUCCAUAUUUGUCUUGUUUAUUUGUCAUAAUAAUAUUGUUUUCUAAUCUAAAUUAGUGAUUAACUUCUCUGUUUUACAGUACUUGUAUUGUAAUUAAUUAAUUAUAAUAGGUAGUUAUAAAAUUUUAUUAUGUCUAAUUUAACUAUAGACGGUAAAAUAUGUAUAGAACGUGAAUUAUCAAUUAUAGAAGCGAACAAUGAUUUUGAAAAUAUCGUGACACGUUUUUACAUUGAAGAAACAUGCAAAUGGAUCAUAGAUAAUCAUUAUACGAAGGUCUGCCUUCAGUUCCCAGAUGAUUUAUUGGGUGUGAGCGUAGUCAUUUAUGAGGAGAUAAAAAAAAGAGUAGAUGCUGAUAUAUAUAUUUUAGGGGACACUUCAUAUGCAAGCUGUUGUGUGGACACAGUAGCAGCAUCACAUGUUCAGGGCGAUGCGGUGGUACAUUAUGGCCACACUUGCUUCUCAAAAAGCAAUCUUCCUGUCUUUAUUGUUCUUCCACAACGAGACCUUAAUGUUGAGGCGACUAUAAACAAUUUACACAAUAACUUCAAUUCUGAUGAGAACAUUAGUUUAUGCCUUUUUUAUGAUACAGAGUUUGAACAUUGUAAAGAUGAAUUAUCAAAAUACUGGUACCAAAAGUAUCCUAAAAGUUAUAUUGCUUAUGUGGAACAAAAUGAGGCACCACGAAGAUUUCUAGGAAGAGUAGUUAAAGAUGUAGAGGGGGAAAUUUACCCUAUUGAAACAUUAAAAAAUUGUAUAUGCAUCCACAUUGGAUCUAGGGGACAAACUCUCUUUAAUUACACGAUUUCUGUUGCAGCUAAAGAAUGGUAUUCAUUGGAUCCAGAUUCAGGUAAAGUUGAGCACAAGGAUGAAACAUCCUGGUUUAAGCGAAGACGUUUUCUUGUGGAGAAAUGUAAAGAUGCCAAUGUAAUUGGUAUCCUGGUGUGCAAAUUGGCUGGAAAUCAAACUAAGGACAUAAUCAGUAGGAUGAAACAGCUCUGCCGUGUGAAUGGCAAGAAAAGUUACAUUGUGUCAGUAGGCAAACCCAAUGUUGCCAAACUGGCAAAUUUUCCAGAGAUUGAUAUUUACGUGAUGAUUGCAUGUCCAGAAAAUGACCUGUACAGUAGUAGAGAUUUUUACAAACCAAUUGUGUACCCAUUUGAGUUGGAAGUUGCUCUAAACUCAAACAGAGAGCCUUAUUUCGCUAAUCAUGUCACAGACUAUGAUGAACUAUUGCCAGGUAACAGACAUUAUUGUGAAAUCAACAAGGUUGAAGAGGGAACUGAUGUUAGUCUAAUCACAGGAAAAAUAAGAGAGACAAAAGUAGGUGUUCACAAUGAUACAAGUACAGAAUUAUCUGAAAAACAAAACUGGGCAUUAGAAAACAUAGGACAAAAUUUACAAGAAAGAACAUGGAGAGGUCUAGAACAGAAAUUGGGUGAAACCGAAGUGAAAAAGGCUGAAGAGGGACGGGAAGGAAUACCAUUACAAUACAGCAAUGAACCAGUGAAACAAAAUGUGAAAAUGUAAUUCAUUUACUUUUUUAUUAUUUGCUAGUACAAAAUCUUGUCCAGCUUUAAAGACUUUGAAUUGUACAGCAAUAAAUAUUGUAAAAUAUAA